AUGACGUUAUUUGAAUAUGUGCCCAAAAUCCUUAAUGAAUAACUUAGGACGAGUAGGAGGCAAAUGCUGCCCCAGCUGUUUCCUGUUGAAAAUGUCUGUGUAAUGUAGAUAAAUGUGAGGGAUUUUCUCUAAAUCCGUCUCCUGUUCGCUAAAUCUCACUUCUCCAAAACGAGCCUGCGCAAUGGAACAAAGUCGGAAUAUUGAGAUGUGACAUUGCCUGCAUCUCAUCCUCUUUCUCACCGUUUUUAAUGACUUCAAACAAGUUCAUUUUCGCCGGGCUUUGUCUUGCGGAGACCCGUGGGGAUGUCUAGCGCUCUUUCCUUUCAGUGGCAUUUAUGUGAUGUCUUCAAGAGUGCGAUGUGCUGUAUCUCCUGUAGCCACACCCUCUCACUACUGCUGUGCGUCCUCACCCUGACGCCGACGCCAACAGGGGCGGGCCCAGAGACCCUGUGCGGGGCGGAGCUGGUCGACACGCUGCAGUUUGUGUGUGGAGAGAGAGGCUUUUAUUUCAGUAAACCAACAGGCUAUGGGCCCAAUGCACGGCGGUCACGUGGCAUCGUGGACGAGUGCUGCUUCCAAAGCUGUGAGCUGCGGCGCCUGGAGAUGUACUGUGCACCUGCCAAGACUAGCAAGGCUGCUCGCUCUGUGCGUGCACAGCGCCACACAGACUUGCCAAGAGCACCUAAGGUUAGUACUGCAGGGCACAAAGUGGACAAGGGCACAGAGCGUAGGACAGCACAGCAGCCAGACAAGACAAAAAACAAGAAGAGACCUUUACCUGGACAUAGUCAUUCAUCCUUCAAGGAGGUGCAUCAGAAAAACUCAAGUCGAGGCAACACGGGGGGCAGAAAUUACAGAAUGUAGGGAAGGAGCGAAUGGACAAAUGCCCAGCGACUUGGGAAGAGAGAAGGGAGUGGCCUUACCUGGUACCCCUGUGGAAUGGUUCACUGUAAAACAAAACAAAGAGGAUGCUAUCAAAGGUCCGAAAAGCUCUUCAAAAUGAUUGAAACCUGAGAGCUAAGUGGUGUUUAAGGGUUUGAUGAGGAAUCUUGUGAUUAUUUUAUACACUGCACCAUUCCAUAUCGGGAGGAAUUCUUUGUUAAUGCAAUGUAACAGACUAGUUUAGCUGCUGAGACCCGAACAAGAGCUUAUUAUACCUCCAUGUGUGGGCUGCAGCAUCCCCUGGCUCCAGAAAAGGUUUGAACGGAUCCAGGCUUCAGCCCAUCAGAGAGCGGCGGUCUGUGUUUGAGAAUAAGUUGCCCGUCCGGUCAUAACGGUUACUAUCCCAGUUCAAAUCUGAUUCAUUUUGUUUUUAUUCACCAUGCAUUACUGAGGAUAUUUGUUAUGAGUUAAAAAAAAAAGAGGUUUGCUUUAAAGGACAAAGACCAGAUAGUUCAUCAGAAUUUAAAUAUUGUUGUAGUUAUUUUACCUUGAGCCCAAGUCAAAUCCCCACUUCUCAUCGACUGGCAGCUUCUUCUGUCUAAGUGGAGUCCCUUGAAGAUUUGAAUCCAAUCCAAAUCCCUCGAAAGCCUUAGGAAGUUCUGAAUAUCUGAGGAUUGAGUUUACAAUACAAACACUUCUGUACCAACAAAUCAAGCACCAUUAGAGGGGAUCUUUGGGGAAAGUGGGAAGUACAAAAACAAGAUUGUGCCUGUUUUAAAAGUCUUUGGCCAGUCAGUGCAUGGUGCUCGUUUGGUUUCAGAAAUCGGUUAUUCACUGGAUUCAGAGUGCGUUUGGCACAAGUCAGUGGAAUGAGUCAAAUUGGGUCAAUCAGGCAGGAAAUGUUUUUCGUGGCCGAAUCAAAUUUUUUGUCAACAAUCCAGUCACCGAGUGGAGGCCUGUGUUCGAGGUUAAGCGCAAGUCAUGAAAGUUUAGUCACGGUAAGUCAACAAGCGCUCUAAGAAAAGUAAGAUCUUUUUCCUGUUCUCUUAAAGAACUAACACUAUGUUCCCAAAUCUGUCAACACCCAAGUUUAAAGCAAAAAGAAGGAGAGGCUCAAACAAUAGCCACAUAGAUGUGAAGUUUAACGAUCAAUCGAUCUCAGUUAUAUUUUGUUAGUUGUUUAGGGAGGCGGAGAACUUUGCUACUUCAGUUGUCGCUUGGACUGCAUUACGUGCCAUCAUGGCGAGAGAACAACAAAACUCCACAGCAUCUGUUGCAAAGUCCACCGGAGAAACAAGCAGAUUAAACGAUUUGGUAAAUAUUGCAAAUCAAAAUGUCUUCCUGGAGAUAUAAGAUACGGCACACAUAUAACAAACCCACAUACAAAAAGCACCCACAGUGUAAAUGAGAGUUGUGUAACUGUGAGCAAGGGUCAAGCACACACACACACACACACACACACACACACACACAAACACACACGUACACACACGUUUCAUGAAUAGCCAGUUCUGAGAAGUCCUUGCAUGAGGACUGACAGUCACAGCUGUUUGUUCAAGCCUCCAUGCAGGUUUACAGUCAUUUUAUUGCACAAACCGCCCAAAACAUCUCAUCUCUGCCUCUGCCUCCUCUGCCUGUGUAUAAUCAAACAGUACUCCCAUUUAUGUUAUACCUAUGCAUUACUAUCAUUCAUUGUACAUGAUGGUUUCAUAUAACAAAACUGUAUUAAGAAUCCUAUCCACUGUAUAAUGGUGCUAUUUUGUAGUUUGUUACUUGCAAGAGAUGGCUAAGACAGACAGAUGGCAGGGCUUACAUUGGAGGUCUUCCCUUUUGCACAGCCUUGUGGCCACCAUUUUAAUAGUGUUUUUAUUUGUAAGCUGUUUCAAUAAGGUAGUAGUGUAAGCGAGUAAAUGUAUCUGUGUGAAAUCUGUGAAUGCAUGGAGAUUAAAAAAAAUAGAAAAUACCAUGUUGUGGUCCCUAGAAGGCAAAAUGCUAUUUUUUCUACUGUUUUUGAAUUAUUUUCUCAACAUAGAUCCCUUAUGCCAAAUAACUUGACAAAAGUACUGUGAACUGUCAUUCUUCCAAUUGUAUUGAGAUUGUUAAAAGUCAUGGUGUGCUUGUGUCUGUCCUGAGAUGUAUGUGUACAUGCACCUCAUUGGAAGCCAAGGUAUUGAUUAUUAAAAACACUUAACGCGACUUCUGCUGAAUAGCAGCCACUCUGGCUACAAGUGGUAAUUACAGGAUAACGGUAUGUUAAAUUUGCCUCCAUUUCCCAAGAUUCUCGUGAGUCAGACACCAUUAUGUUUAUCUGUGACACGCAAACCAGUAUAGUAACAAGAGCACAAGUAGAGAAGAGUCAUAAGAUCGGCAAAUGUAUUCAUUAAUAUCGCGCAGCGUCUCGCUUAAAGGAAUGGUUUGAAAUUUUGUGAAACUUUAUGUCGGGAGUUAAAUGAAAAAACAAUACCAUUAUCGUAUCCUUUCCGUUAAAUACAAGGACUUUGACCAGCAGCCGAUUAGCUAAGCACACACACACACAGUGGAAACAGGAGGCGUCACCUAGCUUGGCUUUGUCAAGGUUAAGACGAUAGACCCUAUAAAACCACGAUUUUUUACACCUUAGUUUUUCUUCUUCUACCAAUUAAACAAACAUGAUGUUUAUGUUGACGUUUUGGAGGUUCUGGUUGGAAAGCUAGCCAAGUAAGCCUCCCUGUUUCCAGUCUUUAUGCUAAGCUACGCGUGGCUAAGCGGCUCUGGCUGUAGAUAGAGUGCUGCAGGAAUGAGUCCUAAAACCCCGAAAUGAGUUAGCAUUUGUUGCACUUCCGGUUCCCUCGCCUCGAAGUCAAAGGGUGUUUUAAAUGGGUUUUUAGUCUUUUUAGAGAUUUUCACGUUUUGUUGUACAACAUAAAAUGCGUCAGUAAAUACCCCACGUGUGGAUUUUGAAGCUUUAAUGUGUCUUAAAGAAACAGAAGGCUAAAAGAGACUACAGAUGUCGUCAGGGACAUUCAACCUCCUCACAUCUAACUCCGGUUCGCCUUUAGCUUUAGUGCUGCUGGAGUCAUGCAACUGUGCUGGAGCUCCUUACGUUAGAGACAUGUGUGACGAUUAUCUUGUUGAACGAAACGUGUUAGCAUCAUAAACAUUUGUUUUCCACAGAGCUUAUUUUCUGCAAUAAUACAAAAUCCAAUGGAAAUAUCCCAUUUGGCUUUUUGUUGAAGGAACCAGCGUGAUGCUAACUUCUAGGUUGGCCUACAAAAACACGUCAUCCCUUCGGCACUCUAUUUAGCCGACGGAUAUGAGAGCGUCAUCCAUAUUCUCAUCUAACUCUGAACAACAAUGCAAAUAAGUGUAUUUCUCAAAGUUUUGAACUUUUGCUUUACGUUAGCUAACGUUAGCCGCCUGCGCAAGCUAAUGGUCACACCAGACCAAAUAAGGCUGUAGUGACAAACCCCCUGAGUGUUGAGCAUUUUGACGCUUAUGAAUUCAACUUUUCAUCUGUUUCAUAGUCUCACUUUAAGAAUAAGCCAGGAGUUUAAUUUAUUUCUAUCAAAACAUUUGUGUGUGAAAGAAAUGUGUUGUUAUCUGUAACGAUCAACAUAAGAAUUUACACACGUACUUUGGUGUCUAUUCCUUACAAAUUGUAUUCUCAGUCCAUCUGGUGGCUGAAAUUAAAAAGAGGAAUUUAGAGCAAUUCUGGUCCCUCCCAGAUUUUCAGAUAUACAGUACAAACCAAAGACUUUUUUUAAUGAGAACAAAGCCUCACUCUGCAUUAUUAUGCCAUGAACCAGAUCAUUAAAUAUCAAUUGACCCCAUCCUUGUCUGAAGUGCACUACAGGUACGAUACACUCUUCACACACUGUCUCUGGUACCUGAAAUACAGCUUAUAAUGUAAUAGAUCCUCCUGUGUAUCUGCUAUAUUAAAACUACCAACGUCAAAUGAUGUGACCAUGACUCAAACAUUUUUUGUGUGAAAUAAUAAUCAAUAAAGCCUAAAAUGUGGGAAUGAGAGAUUCCCCACUCUGUGAGGUGUUUCAUGAGAAAAUGUAAUUUCCUGAAGCUCACUGUCCAAGAAACUGUUUGAUUACAGCGCUGUUAUUUAUGGUGCUCAAUUGCCUUCUGUAGAAAAGAAAUACUGACAAAUUGUUCACCAUUCCUGCUGAAUAAACCACUUGUCAACAUCA
This is a messenger RNA of Cottoperca gobio, 5060 nucleotides long. RefSeq names its product insulin-like growth factor 1 (gene igf1). Gene Ontology annotation, cellular component: extracellular region. Gene Ontology annotation, biological process: insulin-like growth factor receptor signaling pathway; regulation of protein phosphorylation; cell population proliferation. The record is from RefSeq and is a predicted model, not a curated record. The transcript is spliced from 5 exons. Bases 304 to 864 code for a protein of 186 amino acids. Gene Ontology annotation, molecular function: hormone activity; insulin-like growth factor receptor binding; growth factor activity. Lineage: Eukaryota; Metazoa; Chordata; Actinopteri; Perciformes; Bovichtidae.